Messenger RNA from Perkinsus marinus ATCC 50983, 489 nucleotides. Its product is annotated as bromodomain-containing protein, putative. Bases 1 to 489 code for a protein of 162 amino acids. The record is from RefSeq and is a predicted model, not a curated record. Gene Ontology annotation, cellular component: chromatin; nucleus. The transcript has 3 exons. Lineage: Eukaryota; Perkinsozoa; Perkinsida; Perkinsidae. Gene Ontology annotation, biological process: chromatin remodeling; regulation of DNA-templated transcription.
AUGGCUUGGCGAGAUGAGUGCCGGAAGGUUCGAGCUCGGGUGGAGAAAGCGGACCGAGGGUACUUCUUUGUGAAGCCUGUGGUAGAGUGUGAGCUACCCGAUGACGUGAAGCGACGGUAUAAGAUGGCGAUCAGCGAUCCGAUGGACUUGAGGACAGUUGGGGAGAAGUUGGACGGCGACGCGCUGUAUUCUCCUGAGGGGUUCGAGAAGGAUAUGAAUUUGAUGUUCACCAAUUGUUUCGUGUUUAACACUCCGGGAGAGUAUGCUCAUACGGAGGGGAAGCGGUUGAAGAAACUAUUCGAUUCGGCGUGGAAGUCGGCAAAGGAGAGAAUCAAUAAAGGUGCUGCUCGAACACCAGCUGGUCGUAGUGGGAAGAAAACAGGGGGGCGGAAGGUGAAUGAGACCGGUAAUGGGCGCGAUGGGAAAUGGUGGAGGAAAAGUGUCUUUUGUGAUGAUGAUAUGGUCACUAUAUGUGUUGGAGAAUCCUGA